Molecule: messenger RNA, 1378 nt
Organism: Astyanax mexicanus (Mexican tetra)
Lineage: Eukaryota; Metazoa; Chordata; Actinopteri; Characiformes; Acestrorhamphidae
Gene: ankrd16
Product: ankyrin repeat domain 16
Exons: 7
Coding region: 176-1291 (371 amino acids)
Molecular function (GO): protein binding
Source: RefSeq, a predicted model, not a curated record
UCGGCCAUUUUUUUUACUGAGGGGCUGAUGUUGCUGCUUGCUUCAUUUGUGCGGAUUAUGUCAACAAACACUGAGUGAAAUGAUAAAGUGGUGCAGUAAGGAUUUAACGCUACAGUACAGGUUAUAUUAUAUUAGUUAAUUUAGCAGAAAUUGGCUUUGGCUUAAACUUAAAAUAAUGGAGGAGGAAGCUAUAUUCAAGUCCUUAAUCAGGUUAACGCAGGAUGGACAUUUGAGCAUGCUUAGAGAGGAAAUAGAGAAAAAAGACCCGAUGAAGCAGACGCUGCAGGCUCACUUUGGGAGAUCAGGAGACACUCUUUUGCACUAUGCUGCCAGACACGGGCACCUCGAGGUGCUGAGGUAUCUGGUGGAGGAUGUGGGGAUGGACAUUGAGCUGUACAACAGUGAUUACAAGAGAGCUUUGCACGAGGCUGCGUCCAUGAGCCACGAGCAGUGUGUUCAGUAUCUCAUCCACAGAGGAGCCAAAAUUGACACGCUGAAGAAAGCGGACUGGACUCCUCUGAUGAUGGCUUGCACCCGACGGAACCUUGAGGUUAUUAAACUGCUUCUGGAUCACGGCGCUGACCCCACCAUCCGCAACAAGGACGGCUGGAACUCUUUCCACAUCGCGUGUCGAGAAGGUGAUGCUGCUGUGAUCGAGCAUCUCCUGCUGGUCAAGCCUGAGGUGUGGAGGACAGAGAGCAAGACCCGCCGGACCCCGCUGCAUACUGCCGCUAUGCACGGAUGUCUGGAAGUUGUCAGUAUCCUUCUUGAGAGAUGUUCUUAUAAAUCUGACGAGAAGGACAGCUGUGGAGUCACUCCGUUCAUGGAUGCUGUCAGAAACGGACACCUUGCAGUAGCCAAGCUGCUGUUGGAGAAACACCAAGCCUCCCCAACUGCUGUAGAUAUUCUGGGAGCACAGCCCUUACAUCAAGCAUCAGUGACAGCUCAAGAAGAAGCUUUACAUUUCCUUGUCCAGGAUCUCAACAUUGACGUGAACGCAGGAGCCACCAAGUUGGAGCUUACUGCUUUACAUUAUGCUGCUAAGGAGGGUCACACAAGUGCCAUAAAAACUUUGCUACAGUUGGGUGCUGAUCUCCACGCAAGAGAUAAGAAAGGAAGAUCAGCGUUACAUAUGGCAUGUAUUGGCCAGCAUGCAGCAGCAGCCACGACCCUUCUGCAGCUAGGACUCAGGGACACAGAGGACAGCACUGGCACUACGGCCAGACAGCAUGCCAAGAAACCAGACUUAACCAGAGUGUUCGAGAGCCCUGACAUAGAGAUAGAACAUUAACAACAGGCUAUGUGAGAAAUUUAACUUAAUAAUGAGAGCCCUUUGCAAAUGUAAACCAAUAAAAAAUAAAGCACUUCCAUGCAGAAA